Molecule: messenger RNA, 1878 nt
Organism: Pochonia chlamydosporia 170
Lineage: Eukaryota; Fungi; Ascomycota; Sordariomycetes; Hypocreales; Clavicipitaceae
Product: F-box domain-containing protein
Exons: 1
Coding region: 1-1878 (625 amino acids)
Molecular function (GO): protein binding
Source: RefSeq, a predicted model, not a curated record
AUGGAACCUGCGUCCCUGACAAGUCUCCCCGAUGACUUGUUACUCGACAUUGUCGAAAACCUCGACACCACCCGAGAUGUAUCUCAUCUCGGGGGCGUCGCCAAGCGGACACAUCGUCUCGUCGAACAAGCAGGUUGGAAAACAUUUGCAAACACGAGAUUUCCGUCCUUGAAAUCCCCAUUUGACCAGGCCUUUCCGUGGUCCAAGGUUGUUGAUAAAUUCUCCUACCUUGAUCGAUGCUGGGACAAGCGUGCCCUGCAGUUCAGCAUGUACAGAGCCCAGCGACCGCCGAGGAAGAAUGCACAUGGCGCUCCCAGACAGGCGAUUGAUUUCCAUGGCCUCGUUGAUGCUCACUACGUGCCGUCUUUGGAUAAAGAGGUCGUUGCCUGGGGAGGCGGUGAGGAUCUCCAUGUACGAUGGGGUGAUGACGUGAGGCAGACGUGGAAGAGCAUCUUGGGCAAGACGACGAACUAUGCUGCAGGGACAGGCGAUGUGACGUGCUUGAAGAUUAUUGAACGGCGCGCAGGACAUCCCGAGGUGGUGGUUGGGAGGGCAAAUGGGGAUGUGCAGGUUCUUUCUGCCUCGAAGAACAAGUCCUUUGGCAGGCCGACCAAGACGGUCAUCAAGUUGGAUGAGCGGGAGGAUGCGUAUCAACAAUCUCCGUUUAGUAUCUCACCGGGACGACUGGCCGUUAAUUGCACGGAGUGGCAACCCCGUACAGAUAUGCUGGCUACCUGUCGGAGUUCAUAUCUUCACCUGUACAACAUCCCGUCUGAAAGGUGUGCCGACCCUCAAUCACUUGCAUUCUACGACAUGACCAAGGAUCGACCCUCCAAUGAGGAAUCCUACGUUCGGGAUAUCAAGUUUUUAGGAAGGGAUAAUCUUGCUGUGGCAUUGGGAGGAAGCUCCCAGCCCAUUCAGUACGGCACCAUCCGACCUACUGGUGUGGAAUUUAUGUCCGCGCCCCAUAACCCAGCUAUAUACGACAGAAAGGAGGGGAAACUUGAGCCGGCUAUGUCCUCAGAAAUAACAAACGUAUGGUCGAUACAGCCAGUCGGACACAAGGAGAGUAACAAUCUCCUGCUGAGUUCCUGGCAUGACGGAUCCUACCGACUGAUGGAUAUCAGAACACCAUCCCCCUACGACGCCAUAUACCGGGAUAGCUUUCAGCCCUAUCACGCUGGUGGCCCGUUACUAGUGUACGGAACCGAGAGAUUCGUCUCUGGCAACACCACCGCUCCAACCCUACGCUUAUUCGACUUUCGCUUCCCGAAGCCGUAUUUUCACUCUACCGCCUUGCCGUGUUCACCACACCAGCCACAACCAAGAGUUGCAUGCUCACCGCGGAGAUCAUUUGAUGAAAAGACCGCUAUUUGGAAGUGCAGACCUGGAAGUAGUAGAUGUAAUUGGCACGAGGCCAUGGAGUCUCCUUGCUUUAGACAGGACGCUACGCUUUGGUUAGGAUUUGACAUGCGGUCCAUGGAUCGGGUGUUCUCACUGGCAAAAGCAUCAGAUGCAUCGGAUAAGUUCUACGUUGGCCUUCGGGGAGCGUUUGCGGAAGCACAGUUAGUUCUGGCGGAGGAUAUCCCUACCCGAAGACAGACGAUGCAUCCGUGUCCGGAAGGAUGGCGCGCAUCGGAUAUGUCUAAUGUUUCUGUGGCGGAUACAGGGAUCGGCCUGUGUAUGAGUAGUGUGCAUGAGGGAGCGCACGGUGAGCUGCAUAAUAGCAUGCCUGAGAUGUUGUUUCAAUCUGGUAGUCAGGGUAAGAAGCCGGGAUCUCGUGUGCUGUUGGAUCCCCCGGAGGGAAGUAGAUUCGACACUGCUUGGCGGCAACAGAUGCCGUUGAGGUUUAGAGAUGGUAGGCACAGGAGGACUUAG